Molecule: messenger RNA, 1035 nt
Organism: Mus pahari (shrew mouse)
Lineage: Eukaryota; Metazoa; Chordata; Mammalia; Rodentia; Muridae
Gene: Hnrnpa1
Product: heterogeneous nuclear ribonucleoprotein A1
Molecular function (GO): RNA binding
Source: RefSeq, a predicted model, not a curated record
GAAGGUAGGCUGCCGGGCACGUUCGUUGUCGUAUUCCUUUCUGCUCUUUGACGCUGCCGAGGAAGCAUCGCUGAAGGCUCUCGUAACCCCGCCGUCAUGUCUAAGUCAGAGUCUCCCAAGGAGCCAGAACAGCUGCGGAAGCUCUUCAUCGGAGGGCCGAGCUUCGAAACAACUGACGAGAGUCUGAGGAGCCAUUUUGAGCAAUGGGGAACACUAACCGACUGUGUGGUAAUGAGAGAUCCAAAUACCAAGAGAUCCAGGGGCUUUGGGUUUGUCACAUAUGCCACUGUGNAAGAAGUGGAUGCUGCCAUGAAUGCAAGACCACACAAGGUGGAUGGAAGAGUUGUGGAACCUAAGAGAGCUGUGUCAAGAGAAGAUUCUCAGAGACCAGGUGCCCACUUAACUGUGAAAAAGAUCUUUGUUGGUGGUAUUAAAGAAGACACUGAAGAACAUCACCUGCGAGAUUAUUUUGAGCAGUAUGGGAAGAUUGAAGUGAUAGAAAUUAUGACUGACAGAGGCAGUGGAAAAAAGAGGGGCUUUGCUUUUGUUACCUUUGAUGACCAUGACUCUGUGGAUAAGAUUGUUAUUCAGAAAUACCAUACUGUGAAUGGCCACAACUGUGAAGUAAGAAAGGCUCUGUCAAAGCAAGAGAUGGCUAGUGCUUCUUCCAGCCAGAGAGGUCGCAGUGGUUCUGGAAACUUUGGUGGCGGUCGUGGAGGCGGCUUUGGUGGCAAUGACAAUUUUGGUCGAGGAGGGAACUUCAGUGGUCGUGGUGGUUUUGGUGGCAGCCGUGGUGGUGGUGGAUAUGGUGGCAGUGGGGAUGGCUAUAAUGGAUUUGGCAAUGACGGUGGUUAUGGAGGAGGCGGCCCUGGUUACUCUGGAGGAAGCAGAGGCUAUGGAAGUGGUGGACAGGGUUAUGGAAACCAGGGCAGUGGCUAUGGCGGGAGUGGCAGCUAUGACAGCUAUAACAACGGAGGAGGCGGAGGCGGCUUUGGCGGUGGUAUUUUCCUUCACACUACUGUCCUCAAGUGUUAA